Aspergillus alliaceus is the source of this 945-nucleotide messenger RNA. Its product is annotated as 5'-methylthioadenosine/S-adenosylhomocysteine nucleosidase family protein. Bases 1 to 945 code for a protein of 314 amino acids. Gene Ontology annotation, biological process: nucleoside metabolic process. Lineage: Eukaryota; Fungi; Ascomycota; Eurotiomycetes; Eurotiales; Aspergillaceae. Gene Ontology annotation, molecular function: catalytic activity. The transcript has 2 exons. The record is from RefSeq and is a predicted model, not a curated record.
AUGGGACAAAUGAAAAAUCGUCGUCUUGAGCGUGAAGAGUAUGCGAUUGGUUGGGUUUGUUUGCUGGAGACUGAACAUGCCGCAGCGCGAGUGAUGCUUGAUGAAGAAUACGACAGCUACGAACUCGAUGGGCCUUGUAGCAACUUAUACACGCUCGGCCGCUGUGGUGAACACAAUAUUGUUAUCGCUUGCCCACCACCAGGCCAAUCAGGACAUCCAUCAGCAGCAGCCGUAGCAGCUCAUAUGAUAUCGACAUUUAUGUCAAUCCAGUUCACCCUGAUGGUGGGUAUUGGAGCGGGUGUCCCAACAUCAAGAACAGACAUUCGGCUAGGUGAUGUUGUUGUUAGCCAGCCAAAUCGGAAGAAUGGAGGAGUAAUGCAAUUUGACUUGAGGGAAUGGCCUUCUGAUGAAGUUAAUCACAUCGGCUUCAUCCGUACGCCUCCGAGAAUAUUACAAGAUGCCCUCUCAAUCUUACGAGCCGAUCGCUUGGGAUUGAGUAGCACAUCACUAGAAUCUGCUUAUAGACUCCGCGAAUGGCCGAUGUUUAGACGCGAAAACGCAGGACCUGAUCUCUUGUUUGAAGCAGAUUAUUCCCAUGUUGGGGGUCCUAACUGUCGAAUGUGCAGCAGAGCAAGAUUGGUUGAGCGCGAACCACGUCGCGAAAGAGUUGCGAUACAUCAUGGCAUUAUCGCAUCCUGCGAUAGAGUCAUAAAGGACGCUAUUUGGAGAGAUAGGCUGAGCUCACAGUUAGGUGGAGUCAUUUGCUUUGAGUCGGAGGCAUAUGGCCUGAUGAAUAUGUUCCCAUGCCUUUUCAUUCGAGGGGUAUGUGAUUAUGCGGAUUCGCACACAAGCCAUGCGUGGCAGGCGUAUGCAGCAGGCUCUGCAGCGGUCUAUGCGAAGGAGCUACUGUCUGUGAUAUCUUCGGUAGAUGAGAAAAGCUUAUGA